Molecule: messenger RNA, 5033 nt
Organism: Nerophis ophidion (straightnose pipefish)
Lineage: Eukaryota; Metazoa; Chordata; Actinopteri; Syngnathiformes; Syngnathidae
Product: zinc finger protein 345-like
Exons: 6
Coding region: 1370-3643 (757 amino acids)
Source: RefSeq, a predicted model, not a curated record
CCAGGUGCAUGUUUUUGGAGGUGUGAGGAAGGAACCCACGCAGUCACGGGGAGAACAUGCAAACUUCCGAGCCCGAGAUUGAACUCAGGACUACUCGGGACCUUCGUAUUGUGAGGCACAUGCACUAACCCCAGCCCCACCGUCCUGCCUAGAAAUGCACCCAAUAGCAGGAAAUGUAGUCUUGAUUUUCAACUUUUUUCUACAUGGCAACACUAAAUGGACCCUAGUGUGUGAAUGUGAGUGUGAAUGUUGUCUGUCUAUCUGUGUUGGCCCUGCCAUGAGGGGCCACUUGUCCAGGGUGUACGCCGACUGUAGCUGAGAUAAGCACCAGCACCCCCCGCAACCCUAAAGGAAAUAAGGGGUAGAAAAUGGAUGGAUGGACGGCAAUUAGCUACCUGCUGCCACUUACUGUAAUGAAAGAGUAAUACACGGUUACUCUGCAGAGCCCUAGACAGCACAGACACUCAACAACGGCACCGUUGCGUUUGCAAAAAAUAUUUUUUACGCAAUUACCGUAUUUCCUUGAAUUGCCGCAGUGCAUGUAUGCGCCUGCCUUGAAUUACUGCCGGGUCAAACUCGCUUCCCAAAAUAAUUAGCGCAUGCUUGGUAUUACCGCCUGGUCAAACUCGUGAUGUCACGAGUGACACUUACCCUGUCAUCAUUUUCAAAAUGGAGGAGGCUGAUUUCAAUACCGGUAAUUUGAAAUCGCAUAAAGGGAAGAAGAUUAAGAGCUAUUCAAUAGGAUUUAAGGUUCAAGCUUCCAUCACACUAACAUUUUUACUGCAUACCUUUGGUAAGUGCCAGAGUGAGAAGAGGUGUUAAAAUAAUUAGCGCAUGCUUCCUUUUACCGCAUGCCUUUGGUAAGCGCAGGAGUGAGAAAAGGUUUUAAAUGAAUUAGUGCCCAGGUGGCAAUUCAAGGAAAUACGGAGAUUAUGUAUCCUUUCUCUAAAAUUUUGAGAACCUAAUGUGAACUAUGUCAACCCACUGACAGACAAAGGAGGAACUAAAACACUUCCGGUGAUGUUUUUUUUAAAUUACAAUUAUAAAGUGGAAAUACCGUUACAUGGACAACAAUGUCAUGGACAAUAUACAUGGAAAUACGGAUUUUUUUUAUUUUUUAUUCAUGUGUCUUUUUUCGGCUAUUCACUCUCAAUUGGGAACUUUAACUAUGAAAAAACUCCGUGGUGACCCGGAUGUAAACAUCGCAGCCAUAUUGGACGUCCUUAACGCAGAGAACCAUCCUGAUAGACGGGCUCUUUUUUUUGUAACACGGCGGGCACUUUUGUCGACUUUCCAGUCGCAGUUUUAAAUAUUCCGUAACGUGGCAAUUUCCCCCCGGGGAGCUAUCUUCCAAGACUUACGGCCCACGAUGGCGCGGGUGAACGAUAUGGAAACUUUCCGCUGUCAGACGGCGCUCAUCAUGGAGGUAGCGGUGGAAUCGGCCGUGUGUGUCCUCCAGCAGAACCUCGGAGGGAGACAGCAGGCUGCUGGGGGCAAAGAUCUGAAGCCUCAGCUGACAGCCAUCUUGAACAUGAUGGCGAGGGAAGCUGUGCGUAAAAUCUGCAGCAUCUUCAGCGAGCUGUGCGGGAGCUUGGCGAAGGAGAAUGAGACCUUGAAGGGCAAAGUGGAACAACUGGAGAGGGAGCGCAGCUCAAAGGACAAACUAACAUCUAGAGCUAAGAAAACAAAGAAUGGAGCCGCCGUCUCAGUAGACUUGAAACGACCAGCUGCAGACCCCAUGACGCUCGCCGUGGCCAUCUUCAAAAAAGCCAAAGAAUCCUGCGGCAAAGCGAGCUGCAGUCCUCCAUUGCCUGUGGUCAUCAUCAAGUCGCCCGUUCACGGGGCAUUCAGAGUCCAGCCUGGUCCCGUUUCCUCCAUGCAAACGCCACAUCAGUCCGUAAACAACCCUCAAUCCAACCUGCUUUCAGAAGUCAUCCAGUCCUGCAGUACGACAUCACUUCCUGAUGAUCGGCGGGCGUGUGAGGCAGCCAAAGAAGAAAAAUCCUUUGAAGAGGCAGAGAAGGGAGUAGAACCAGUCCAAGUGAAAAUUGAAGAGCAGACGGUGGCUGACACUUAUCAAGCUGCUGCCGGUGAAGAGGACCAGAAGGAGCAUGAGAGAAAGAGAAGGAGGGAGCUGUAUAAGCAGAAGAGGUUUUUCUGUGAGCGCUGCAACAAAGGCUUCCACCAGAAGCACCAGCUGAGGAAGCACGUGUCUCGUCACGUCAAGCCUUUCCCCUGCACGCUGUGCGACAAAGGCUUCUACGAGGCCAAAACCCUACAGAAGCAUCUGCUGGGCCACCAGCUGAAAGACGCCCAGGAGCGUGACCCCGACAAGAUGAUCGCCUGCGAUCAGUGCAACAGAAAGUUUAGGCUGGCACGGCAGCUGCGAGUCCACCAGGCCACCCACCGGCUGGAGAAGACGCCUUUGCGGUGCGGCACCUGCGAGCGCACCUUCACCUCCUUGGCCGUAUUGCGCUACCACGAGGUGUCUCACACCGAGAUCAAGCCCUACAUUUGCGACGUCUGCGGGAAAGGCUUCCUCAGGAAGAAGAACCUCCGUGAGCACCAGAUCGUCCACACGGGUGCACGGCCCUACCCCUGUCCGACUUGCGGCAAGAGGUUCUCCACCUCCGGCAACCUCCGAGUCCACAAAAGGUCGCACUCAGAGGACCGGCCCUUCAAGUGCACAGAGUGCGACAAGGCCUUCAAGAGUCGCAUGGGCCUGCUGCAGCACCGCGUUGUCCACUCGGGGGAAAAACCCUUUAUGUGUCAGACAUGCGGGAUGAGAUUCGGCCUAAAGUACAACUUCCAGAGGCACUUGCGCCUCCACAACGGAGAAAAACCGUGCAGGUGCGAGAAAUGUGGUGAAGGCUUCUCGGGGACGUGGGCCUUGAAGACCCACAUGCUGGUGCACGGCAUGGAGAAGCCCUUCAUGUGUGACUUCUGCGGGAAGACCUUCUUCUACAACUGUCAGCUGCAGAAGCACCAGCUGCUGGUCCACAAGGACAAAGACGGCGUGAAGGCAGGGGGUGUGUCCCAGCGGCAGCGGCCGCCGGGCAUGAAAGCGUUCAGUUGCAAGACGUGCAUGAAGAGCUUCAGCAGCAGCAGCACCCUGCGCACGCACGAGAAGAUCCACGCUGACAACAAGGAGUUUGUGUGCGAGACGUGCGGCAAGUCCUUCCACUUGCGCCACCUCUACGUCUACCACAUGAGGAGGCACAGUGGCGACCGGCCGCACAAAUGCGACGUCUGCCAGAAAGGCUUCAUGCUGGUGUCGCAGCUGAGGCAGCACGAGCGCCUGCACACGGGUGCCAAGCCGCACAAGUGCCAGGAGUGCGGCAAGGCCUUCAGGACGUCGCAGAACUACCACCGCCACCUGCUGGUGCACACAGGGGAAAAGCCCUACGAGUGCGUCAUGUGCAGCAGGAAGUUCAGACAGUCCAACCAGCUCAAGUCACACAUGCAGAUCCACACCGGCAUCAAGCUCUACUCCUGCCAGAGCUGUGGGCGGGGCUUCUCGGACUCCAGGCAGCUCAAAAAGCACAACUGUGGCGACUCGCAGCCAAACUCGCUCGAGUCCGGAAGCAAGCGUAAGAAACAGAGGAAUGUUUUUCCGUGGAGCGAGGGCUUUGUGAACGAGUGAUCUGUCAUCCUAAAACUUCUGUGGGGGAUGACGUCACAGCUCCCUUCAGCCAGUCACGGUCUUGUACGAGAAGAUGAUCAUGUGGCAAGAAAUUAACCACACAAUCUAUAAGGCAGGGGUCUCAAACUCAAUUUACCGGGGGGCCACUGGAUGCAGAAACUGGGUGAGGCUGGGCCGCAAGAAAAGAUUUCUUAAAAAAAUCUAACAUGCAUUUUUUAAUUAAUUCACCUUCUUUGAAUGGCUUUCCCGCCCUAGCAACAUACUUGUUCUUUCCGGGAAACACCCGAAUAUCAGUGCCCCUCACGAAAAUCUCCCAGGGCAAUCAUUCUCCCGGUUUCCACCCGAACAACAAUAUAUUGUAAAAUAUACACCCCAGCUGCCCCAACCCUGCCCCCUAUUGUAGCCCGGAAGAGUUAGGGCUGCAUUGGAUUCUGGGUAUUUGUUCUGUUGUGUUACGGUGCAGAUGUUCUCCCAAAAUGUGUUUGUCAUUCUUGUUUGGUGUGGGUUCAUGAAGACCCCAGCCACCCCAACCCUGCCCCCUAAUGUAGCCCGGAAGAGUUAGGGCUGCAUUGGAUUCUGGGCAUUUGUUCUGUUGUGUUUAUGUUGUGUUACGGUGCAGAUGUUUUCCCAAAAUGUGUUUGUCAUUCUUGUUUGGUAUGGGUUCACAGUGUGGCAAAUAUUUGUAACAGUGAUAAAGUUGUUGAUAUGCCCACCCUCAGUGUGACCUGUAUGGUUGUUGAUCAACUAUGUCUUGCAGUCACAUACUGUGUCUUCAGAAGCCAAAUACAACAUGUGGCUGGGCUGGCACGCUGUUUGUACAUAUUGUAGAGGAUGUUAAAGGCAGUGCCUCCACGGUGCCCCCUUAUUAUCGUUGUUAGGGGGGAAUUCGGGAGAAUGAUUACCCCUGGAAGGGCACUGACAACUGGGAGUCCCCCGGAAAAAGCGAGAGUAUACAAGUAUGACGCUGUAAAGCGUUAUUCAUAUAAAACUCGCGGGUCGCACCAACAUUCAAUUUUCAUAUUAAGGUGCGGGCCGCAAAAUAACAUCUCGCGGGCCGCAAUUGGCCCGCGGGCCGUGUGUUUGAGACCCCUGCAAUAAGGGAUAAUCAAAGCUGUGGUUUCAGUCAAAUAGAAACAAAUACAACGGCACAAAGAACAAUAAAGAUAUUUUGCUAUAUGUAUAGAAAUUGUUAUAUUUACUGAGCUGAGUCAUUUAAAUACUAUUUUGCUGAUAAUAUAAUUUAAUGUGAUAAUUUUCCUUAUAAAACUUGUCUGAAAUCAAAGAUGAACUGUAACGACAGUGAUGUACACAUGUUUCACAUGCAUACACGUUAAAACCCAUAUUCAAUUGCAAUGUUUUUAUGUUGAAAGAGUAAAAUUGUGUAUUGUAA